AUGCUGGCAUCCAAUGACCCCUACCAUAAAAAGUACCCUUAUCUCUCUCUCACUUUCCCCUCUCUCCUUCAUUCCCUGUUUUCCUCUCUCCACCUCUCUCUUCCCCCUCUCCUCCCCCAGGUGGACACCCUGACCCUGGAGCUUGUGGCAGAGCGCAGCAUGGCCCAGAAGAGUGAAAAUGCGCGCCAGCAGCUGGAGAGGCAGAACAAGGACUUGAGGGCCAAGCUGGGCGAGCUGGAGGGUUCCGUGAAGAGCCAGUUCAAGGCCUCCAUCACCGCCCUGGAGGCCAAGAUACUGCAGCUGGAGGAGCAGCUGGAGCAGGAGGCUAAGCGAGCAGCGGCCAAUAAGCUUGUGAGAUGGACAGAGAAGAAGCUGAAGGAGGUGUGCAUGCAGGUGGAGGACGAGCGCCGCCAUUCCGACCAGUACAUGGAACAGAGUGAGAAGGCCAACUCUCGUAUGAAACAGCUGAAGAGGCAGCUUGAGGAGGAGUCCACACGUGCCAACGCCUACCGCAGGAAGCUGCAGAGGGAGCUGGACAAUGUCCCUGAGAGCAGCGAGGGUCUCAGCCGUGAGGUCAGCACACUCAAGAGCCGGCUCAGGCGUGGAGGCCCCAUCAGUUUCUCCUCCAGCCGCUCGGGCAGGCGUCAGCUGCAGGUGGAGGGAACAUCGCUCGACCUCCUAUCCGACGAUGAGGUGGAAAACAAAACCACGGACGCCAAUGCCAACGAGACGCCAGCAGCUCCCCAACCAGAGUAGACGUGCUCCCUACAGCCCAAACCUUACCCCUGUCCUCCUAACCCCAGACACCAGCAGUGGACCCCACUACUCUGCCUUACCCAUCUAUGGCAAGCUGCAGGGCCAAGCAAAUCCAUCACCUCCUCCAUAUGAAUAUACCGCACAUCAAGCCUUGGAUUCAUUUUUAACAUCAAUUGCAAAUAAUAGUGCAUUUUUAUUGCAUAGGCGUCUGAGUGUGCAUAGGCACUCGAAAACAAAUAGCAGGAGUUUACCAUAAUUAUGUUAAGCUACUUCCCUGGAACAGCCAUUAGAAUCAAACAGCCCUCUAGCUAGAAUUAACCACUGUCAUUUCAGCUGGUUUACUGGCACACAGGUGGACGACUGCACACAAGUCGGUAAAAACAUGUGUCUUUCAUGAUUGUACAGUAUUGGACCAGGAUAUGUAAAACAAAGCACAGCAUAAGCGAGGGAAUUAUUUUUAAAUGGUAGCCUAAAUGACGAUCCCACCAAUUUAUUUUCAUCAAAACCACCACUGUCAUAGAGAUACUGCAAUCCACUUAGUUUAGUAUAAAAAUAACUAUGUGACUAACUCUUUGGUAGCAGGUUUGUAGUGAAUUAGAUUGUACCACGCCAUGUUGCCUCAGCAUUCCCCCUAUAUACAGUGCCUUGCGAAAUUAUUCGGCCCCCUUGAACUUUGCGACCUUUUGCCACAUUUCAGGCUUCAAACAU
Oncorhynchus mykiss (rainbow trout) is the source of this 1464-nucleotide messenger RNA. The record is from RefSeq and is a predicted model, not a curated record. Lineage: Eukaryota; Metazoa; Chordata; Actinopteri; Salmoniformes; Salmonidae.